CUUCCACACAACAUAACACAAACCCUUCUCUUCCUCAAAUCUCCCCCAUCCCAAAAAUCCUCCAUAACAUUAUUAUUAUACAAUCUACAUUUCCCAUUUUACCCUCACUUCUCUUUCGAAUUCUCACCCCAUUGCCACUUCACUCAGAUGUCUUGUGAACUGAAAUGAAGAAGACGAUCCAAAUCCUCCUCCUCUUCUUCCUCUUCAUCAAUCUCACCAACUCUUUCUCUCACGGCGGUGUUCUCUCCGAUAACGAAGUCCGUCACAUUCAACGCCGUCAAUUACUCGAAUUCGCCGAACGAAGCGUCAAAAUCACCGUUGAUCCUUCUCUAAUAUUCGAGAAUCCGAGACUACGAAAUGCUUAUAUAGCUCUACAAGCUUGGAAACAAGCGAUUCUCUCUGAUCCAAACAAUUUCACUUCGAAUUGGAUCGGAUCCAAUGUCUGUAACUACACCGGAGUUUUCUGUUCUCCGGCGCUUGAUAAUCGGAAGAUCCGUACCGUCGCCGGAAUCGAUCUCAAUCACGCCGAUAUCGCUGGUUAUUUACCUGAAGAGCUUGGUUUGUUAUCAGAUCUCGCUUUGUUUCAUGUUAAUUCAAACCGGUUUUGUGGUACUGUACCACACCGGUUUAACCGGCUAAAGCUUUUAUUCGAGCUUGAUCUUAGUUACAACCGGUUCGCUGGGAAAUUCCCGACUGUUGUCUUGCAAUUACCGUCGUUGAAGUUUUUAGAUCUCCGGUUUAAUGAAUUUGAAGGAACUGUACCUAAAGAGCUUUUUAGUAAAGAUCUUGACGCGAUUUUUAUAAACCAUAACCGGUUCCGGUUUGAGUUACCGGAGAAUUUCGGUGAUUCGCCGGUUUCGGUUAUUGUUUUGGCGAAUAACCGGUUCCAUGGUUGUGUACCUUCGAGUUUGGUGGAGAUGAAGAAUCUUAACGAGAUCAUCUUUAUGAACAAUGGUCUUAAUUCUUGUUUACCGUCUGAUAUCGGACGGUUAAAGAACGUGACGGUGUUUGACGUUAGUUUUAACGAACUUGUUGGGCCGUUACCGGAGAGUGUUGGUGAGAUGGUUUCGGUGGAGCAGCUUAAUGUGGCGCAUAAUAAGUUGUCGGGAAAGAUUCCGGCGAGUAUUUGUCAGCUACCGAAGCUUGAGAACUUCACUUAUAGUUACAAUUUCUUUACUGGAGAAGCGCCUGUGUGUUUGAGGUUGCCGGAGUUUGAUGAUCGGAGAAAUUGUUUGCCGGGAAGACCUGCUCAGAGGUCUCCAGGGCAAUGUAAAGCUUUCUUGUCUCGUCCUCCGGUGAAUUGUGGAUCGUUUAUUUGUGGCCAACAACCACCACCACCACCUCCACCGUGUAUAGAGUAUUCACCUCCUCCUCCACCAGUCAUUCAUUAUAGCUCUCCGCCUCCACCGCCAGUCUACUACAGCUCUCCGCCACCUCCACCAGUCUAUUACAGCUCUCCACCGCCGCCACCGCCGGUUCAUUACAGCUCACCCCCACCACCGGAAGUCCAUUACAGUUCUCCGCCGCCACCUCCAGUACAUUAUAGCUCUCCGCCGCCGCCACCAUCAGCUCCAUGUGAAGAAUCUCCUCCACCAGCACCGGUAGUUCAUCACAGUCCACCACCGCCGAUAGUUCACCACAGCCCACCACCACCACCAGUAGUCCACCGUAGUCCACCACCACCGUCUCCUGAAUAUGAAGGACCACUACCACCGGUCAUCGGAGUAUCAUACGCGUCUCCUCCACCACCGCCGUUCUAUUGAUUCUUUUGAGAAACACGAGACUGAAACGAUGACGUGGCACGAACCCUAAACAGAUUGAAACACUAUACGACGUCGUUGGUCAAUUCUUACACAGAUAAAAUUAUUUUGUGAAAAAAAAAUUAUAAGAGAAAAAGAAAUGGCUGAUUAAAAAGUUUAUUGUAUAGAGAGGAUGGGUCUUGUGUUUUCUAUUAAUUUUAUUUUUUUCCCUCUUUUAUUUGGAUUUCGUAGCACAUUAUUCGUUUUAGAUUUUGUAUUUUAUAUAUGAGAAGAGCAUAGGCUAUACAUUUUUUUUGUUCA
Messenger RNA from Arabidopsis lyrata subsp. lyrata, 2060 nucleotides. Its product is annotated as leucine-rich repeat extensin-like protein 3. The transcript is spliced from 2 exons. The coding region runs from base 165 to 1763 and encodes 532 amino acids. The record is from RefSeq and is a predicted model, not a curated record. Gene Ontology annotation, molecular function: protein binding. NCBI's taxonomy places the organism in Eukaryota, Viridiplantae, Streptophyta, Magnoliopsida, Brassicales, Brassicaceae.